UUCACAAUGAACAAACUCGAUGAAUUCAAGCAAUUCCGUGAGGGGUCCAGAAUCGCGGCCACAAAGACUCAACAAGAUGCCUGUAAAAUGUUCAUUAGGGGAAUACCUCUUGAGACAAGUAAGCAAUCUCUUUUUGAAUAUGUGGCCCAAUUUGGCGAGAUUAUAGAUCUUACUAUUAAAACCGACCAAAAAUCUAGACUGUCCAGAGGAUUUGGAUUUGUGCUUUUCAAAGAUAGUGCCACUGUUGAAAAGGUGCUCCAAGUAAAAGAGCACAAACUGGAUGGCAAGAUAAUUGAACUUAAAAGAGCUAAAGCCGUGGAAUUGAAAUUUACUUCAAAAAAGAUUUUUGUGGGCGGGGUAAGCCCUCACCUAUCUGAAGAGAAAAUCAGAGAGUACUUUGAGUUAUUUGGAGUGAUUGAAAAUAUUGAGCUUCCAGUGUGUCAAGAAACAAAUGAAAGACGAUCUUUUUGUUUUAUCACAUAUGCUAAUGAACAACCAGUAAGGCGGCUGCUACAAACCAGAUACCAUCUAAUAGGCUCUCGGUGGUGUGAAAUUAAACUCGCACACCCAAAAGAAUGUGCAAAACCACAGCACAGCAGAGGAAGACAGGUUCCAUUUAACAGGCUAGGAAACCGCUGGGGAGGAAGAGGCUUUGCUGAAAACCCAGAUGCUUGUGGUGCAAACUCAAAUGUUUAUGUGGCAAACCCUAAUGCUUAUGGGGCAAACCCAAAUGACGGUGCAAACCCAAAUGCUUAUGUGGCAAACCCUAAUGCUUACGGGGCAAACCCAAAUGAUUACAUGACAAACUCAACUGUUUAUGUGGCAAACCCUAAUGCUUACAGGGCAAACCCAAAUGAUUACAUGACAAACCCUAAUGUUUAUUGGGCAAACCCUAACGCUUAUGGGGCAAACCCAAAUGCUUACAUGGCAAACCUUAAUGCUUAUGGGGCAACCCCAUAUGGUGGUGGUGCAAACCCAACUGUUUAUGUGGUAAACCCUAAUGCUUACGGGGCAAACCCAACUGUUUAUGUGGCAAACCCUAAUGCUUAUGGGGCAAACCCAAAUGCUUACAUGGCAAACCUUAAUGCUUAUGGGGCAACCCCAUAUGGCCGUGGUGCAAACCCAACUGUUUAUGUGGCAAACCCUAAUGCUUACGGGGCAAACCCAACUGUUUAUGUGGCAAACCCUAAUGCUUACGGGGCAAACCCAACUGUUUAUGGGGCAAACCCAACUGUUUAUGUGGCAAACCCUAAUGCUUACGGGGCAAACCCAAAUGAUUACAUGACAAACCUUAAUGCUUAUUGGGCAAACCCUAAUGCUUAUGGAGCAAACCCAAAUGCUCACAUGGCAAACCUUAAUGCUUACGGGGCAACCCCAUAUGGCAGUGGUGCAAACCCAACUGUUUAUGUGGCAAACCCUAAUGCUUACGGGGCAAACCCAACUGUUUAUGUGGCAAACCCUAAUGCUUAUGGGGCAAACCCAAAUGGCAGUGGUGCAAACCCAAAUGGCAGCAGAGCAAAUACAGAUGUUUACAUGCCAAACCUAAAUGUUGUUGUUACAAAUCCUAAUGUUUAUGGUGCAACCUCUAAUGCAUGCUUGUGA
Manis pentadactyla (Chinese pangolin) is the source of this 1602-nucleotide messenger RNA. RefSeq names its product heterogeneous nuclear ribonucleoprotein D-like. Lineage: Eukaryota; Metazoa; Chordata; Mammalia; Pholidota; Manidae. Gene Ontology annotation, molecular function: poly(A) binding; poly(G) binding. The record is from RefSeq and is a predicted model, not a curated record. Gene Ontology annotation, cellular component: nucleoplasm. Gene Ontology annotation, biological process: regulation of gene expression. The coding region runs from base 7 to 1602 and encodes 531 amino acids. The transcript has a single exon.